Amaranthus tricolor (Joseph's coat) is the source of this 2666-nucleotide messenger RNA. Its product is annotated as chloride channel protein CLC-b-like. The record is from RefSeq and is a predicted model, not a curated record. Gene Ontology annotation, molecular function: nitrate:proton symporter activity; voltage-gated chloride channel activity. Gene Ontology annotation, biological process: chloride transport; transmembrane transport. Lineage: Eukaryota; Viridiplantae; Streptophyta; Magnoliopsida; Caryophyllales; Amaranthaceae. Gene Ontology annotation, cellular component: plant-type vacuole membrane; intracellular membrane-bounded organelle. Bases 102 to 2519 code for a protein of 805 amino acids. The transcript has 6 exons.
GAAUAACUUACGUGUUUUAGGCCUACAUUCUCCACCUAUAAUAACACAUUAUGAACUAAAAGGCAGAAAACAAAACAGUGAGAUCACCCACCUAGAAAACAAUGGAAUCAACUGGAGAUCCACCAUCAAACAACAUGAACUCAAAUGGAAUAAAUCACGAGUCAACUCAUUCGGAUGAACGAUUUACCCCACAAAUGGAAGCUGAAGAAACAUCUAUCAAUGGAGAAACAGACAUUGAAUGUAAUACCCUGCAUCAACCUUUGUUAAAGAGAAACAGAACACUUUCUGCAAGUCAUUUAGCCAUGGUUGGAGCUAAGGUUUCUUAUAUCGAAAGCCUCGAUUACGAGAUCAAUGAGAAUGAUCUGUUUAGGCAAGAUUGGAGAAGUCGAUCUAAAAUUCAAGUAUUACAAUAUGUGUUUUUGAAGUGGAAACUUGCAUUUUUGGUGGGAUUGUUAACGGGUCUUAUUGCUACUCUUAUCAAUCUUGCUGUUGAGAAUAUUGCUGGGUAUAAGUUGUUGCUUGUGUCUGAUUACGUUCAGCAAAAGAGGUAUAUGAUGGGAUUGAUUUCAUUGACUGGGGCAAAUUUUUUGCUGACUCUAAGUGCAACAGUGCUAGUUGUAUUCCUUGCUCCUACAGCAGCUGGACCUGGUAUUCCUGAAAUUAAAGCUUACCUUAAUGGUAUUGAUACACCCAAUAUGUAUGGGGCACCAACCUUGUUUGUUAAGAUAAUUGGGAGCAUUGGAGCAGUAUCAGCUGGUUUAGACCUUGGUAAAGAAGGACCGUUAGUGCACAUUGGAUCAUGCAUUGCUUCGUUACUUGGCCAGGGCGGAACAGAAAAGCAUAGAGUCAAAUGGAGGUGGUAUCGUUACAUGAACAACGACAGAGACCGGAGAGAUCUAAUCACAUGUGGGGCUUCUUCAGGAGUUUGUGCAGCGUUUAGGUCCCCGGUAGGAGGUGUACUCUUUGCUCUCGAAGAAGUGGCAACAUGGUGGAGGAGUGCUCUGCUUUGGAGAACUUUCUUUAGCACAGCUGUUGUGGUUGUAAUACUCAGGGCUUUCAUCGAGUACUGCAGUGCGGGACAAUGUGGCCUUUUUGGCAAUGGAGGACUCAUUAUGUUUGAUGUGAGCAACGUAACUGUGCGUUACCACAUGAUGGAUAUCAUCCCGGUUGCCCUUAUAGGACUAAUUGGUGGUGUUCUUGGAAGUCUUUACAACUAUGUCCUGCACAAAGUUCUCAGACUUUACAGUAUCAUUAAUGAGAGGGGAAAAUUAGCUAAGAUCCUUCUUAGCCUUACAGUCUCAGUUUUUACAUCUGUGUGUGUGUAUAGUCUGCCCUUCCUUGCUAGUUGCACCCAGUGUGAUCCUUCCAUUCCAAGUUCCGAGUGCUCCACAACUGGAAGAACAGGAAACUUCAAGAGAUUCAACUGCCCAAAUGGCUAUUACAAUGAUCUUGCCAGCUUACUCUUUUCCACCAAUGAUGAUGCUGUUCGAAACAUCUUUUCCACAAAUACCCGAGGCGAGUUUCACCCAGUGUCUCUCCUAAUCUACUUUGCUCUUUACUGCAUCUUGGGACUCUUUACCUUUGGCAUUGCUGUACCUUCUGGACUCUUCCUUCCCAUCAUUCUCAUGGGUUCUGCAUACGGGCGUCUGCUUGGUAUUGCCAUGGGAAGUUACACAAAAAUUGAUCCAGGUCUCUAUGCAGUCCUAGGUGCAGCGUCUCUCAUGGCAGGAUCAAUGAGGAUGACUGUUUCGCUUUGUGUGAUUUUCCUCGAACUCACCAACAACCUACUGUUACUCCCCAUAACGAUGCUUGUGCUUCUCAUAGCAAAAUCUGUGGGAGAUUGCUUCAAUCCUAGCAUCUACGAGAUUAUACUACACCUUAAAGGCCUACCUUUCUUAGAUGCAAACCCUGAACCAUGGAUGAGGAAUCUGACUGUCGGAGAGCUUGCUGAUGUAAAGCCUCCUUUGGUCAGUCUUCAAGGAGUUGAAAAGGUAUCUCGCAUUGUAGACGUGCUGAAAAACACAACCCACAAUGGAUUCCCUGUCAUAGAUGAUGACGCAACAAUUCCAACAAGUGAAGGGACAAAGGUAAGGGAGCUGCACGGGCUGAUUUUAAGAGCUCAUCUCGUAGCUGUGCUAAAGAAAAAGUGGUUCGUACAACAGCCAAGAAAAACAGAGGAGUGGGAAGUUAGGGAGAAAUUUACCUGGGUUGAAUUGGCAGAAAGAGACCUCGACUUUGAACAAGUAGCCAUAUCAAAACAUGAAAUGGAGAUGUAUGUUGAUCUGCAUCCAUUCACGAACAAAACUCCUUAUACUGUAGUAGAGGACAUGUCGGUAGCAAAGGCGAUGGUGCUGUUCAGGCAGGUUGCGCUUCGACAUAUGCUCAUCGUACCCAAGUACCAAGGAGCCGGCGUAUAUCCUGUUAUUGGAAUUUUAACAAGGCAAGACUUGAGAGCGCACAAUAUUCAGAGUGUAUUCCCACAUAUUGCGAGGUCCAAAGGCAGGGAAAAGCAGAAAUGAGUUCCACAUACUUAGAUGGGCAAAAUUUGUCUCAGAUCAACAGAUUUGCUCUUCAUUUUUUCCACGAUUUUAUUUUAUAUUUUUUGCUAAUAUGAUAUGUUCAAGUUUGUACAUCUAAAGGAUUAGUCAUGAGAAAGUUUGUGUAAA